UGGCACUCUCUCCACCUCUCUCUCUCUCUCUCUCUCUCUCUUACCCUAUUUUUUGGCAUCAAAUGUUCUGCCUGUCAUUCCAGUUCCUGAUGCUGUGAUGAGCACAGACAUGAGCACAGCAGGUGUUCAUCGAGGCUACCUCAAGAAAUAUGGGGGCUUCAUGUUUAAGCAGUGGAAGGAGAAGUACCUGGUGCUGACCAUGGAGGGAAGCCUGCUGGUGUGCAGGGACGCAGAGUCUCCUCCGGACCAGGUGGUAGCACUGCAGACCAGCUGCGAGACCAUCGCAGAGGGCCGAGAGAUACUGGACCUGCCCAAGUUGCCUCCAGGGGGCAGGAGGGACUGCUGCUUCGCCAUCGUCCUGCAGCAGAGCAAGUUCCUGCUGCUGCUGGCUGACAACCCGGACGACUGCAAUCUGUGGCUGAAGCUGGUCAGAAAAGUGAGAGAGGGAAUCAUGUCCCCGCUGACCAUUCAGAGACAUCGCAGCCUCACUCCCUGCAUCACAGACAGAGACCCCCUGUCGGACUCGUCCAGUGAUAAAGACCCCGGGUCGCCCAGGGUCUUUGAGGGAACUCCUCCUUUAUCUCGAGCCAGCGAACGGGGAGGAUCCUUCAGAGACAGAGGCCCAAACCAAGCCAUUGGACGGCGGCCUCUCCGCAGUGUUUCCGUGGCACCACCUCAUCGUGUGUCAGACUGUCUUCGCCAUGGCAACAGCAGCGAUGCCCGGGCGGUGAGGGCGGUGUGUCUGCUGAUGGGGGGGGCAGCGGCCUCCUCUGCUCUGGGCUACCUGAACUCCUGCUCCCCCUCCUCUCCGCUAGCCGCCAGAGCCCCAGAGAUGGCCCACGGGGCGGGGGGCUUCUCUGAGCUUAAUGCCGGCGGCUCCUUACACGCCUGCAGCCAGGACGUCGACUCCCCACACUUUAACAGCUUCGACUUUGAAGGAGACUCUGACUUUGAUGCGUUCGACUGCGGAGGAUUUGCUUUUUAGUCGUGACCAAGAAAAACAGAAAGACACUCUAAAAAAAAAACAACUCCUGUAUUGGUAUUCCUUUUCAAUAUAAGGACAUUGUUAUUAAUGAAUCCCUCGUUGGGUUAUCUAUACGUCUAAUUUAUAAAUUAAUGAAGGCGUUCUUCCUGGCUUUAUGCCCAUGCUCCUCAGGUAAAUGAUUCAUGAUCUUGACUCCUCUGAACACUGUCUGUCUGUGUUGUAUCACUCUUUCCAUGCCUCGGGACCUCUUGAGGUUAACUGGGUGAGCGGUGUGAUUCCAGACAGCCACAUGGACAUUUAUAAGAACAUUUAAGUCUCAGAAUUGUAUUAAAAAAACACAGGGUUUUUCAAUGUUUGUCUGAUAACUGUGUGUAUUUUCUACUUUAAAAAAAGAUGACCUCAGUGCAUAUUUUCUCCUCAUCCACAUUCUGUCCAUUUCCUUUCGCCCUGCUUUCAGAAACCACCCACCAUCUGCACAUACCUCACAUAGAGCAUGGUUCAAAGGUGAACUCUCAAUAAAUCCUGCUCUUACCAUGACUGUGCAUCUCUCUCUAGAUCCAUCUGCCGUUUGCUGGCUGGCACAGUGCAGACAAUAGGCCGAGUGUUUUGGAGGCGACGGAUGCUGGAGCAGAUUUGCACGAGCAGAAUGGCUGCGUGCGCUUAUCUGAGAUUUUGUGUGACAACAAAAAUAAUCCACUGAGUUCAGAGCUCAUGAGCUGAACAUGUUUGUGUUUUUACCCUCAGUUUGUGCACCAGAAUGGGCUACAUUUGCUUUCAUGACAAACUAGACUAUCCUUUUUCUGUAAAAGAAAGAAAAAGACUCCUAAGUUUGUUGUUGAUGCAAGCACCUUAUUAAUGGUAAACUAUCUGUGCUAUAUUUAUUACAUAUAUACACAAUAUAUUGCUUCUGGAAAUGGUGCUAAAAGAGGAAACACUCCUUGGUGUCUCCAUUUGUCACAUCCAGUAUAAGAGGGACUCAUAUUAUAUAUAUAGUAUUAUUUGCACAAACUUAUUGACAAUAUUUCCCUUCCAAAUUUGAAUCUUUCUGCAUACAAUCAUUUUUUUAAAUGCUGUCUUCUGAUUUGUUUUAAUCAUAAGCAUCACUUGUGGUUAUUAUACUAUAAAUGUUUUGCAAAACCUGAAAGCUCAGUAUUGACAAACAGGCCAAACUGUCAAUUUUUCCAGGUUCCCCUCAACUGAAAAGUGCAAGUUAUGUCUUGUCAUGUAAAUACAAAUGUGGUUGACAAUAUGCAUUACUGAAGAACAGUUUCAGCUAAAAUUGUGUGGAUUUUGUGUUUUAAUCCAUGAGUUAAAAUCUCUUUUUUUUUAUAGAUUCUGUGUCACAGUUACUGUUAACCUCAGUCCAUAAACAAGGAAUAGUCCAAAUGCAAAGCAAAAGACUGGUAAAAGUUAUUCAGUAUGGAAGACACUAACAAGGAAACAGAAAGAAUAAAGUGGAUAGACUGUGAAUUAAUGUGAUUUUGGCAGAUUGAAUGACUAAAGAAAGGGCCUGCAACAGGUUGUCUGGGAUAGAAAGUCUGCAAUGGCAAGUCAGAAAUCUACCUUUCAGAAGCAUUCACAAAGUGGAAUUGGAUUAUUAAUUAAUUUUAUUCUUGAAAAGGCUUUAGGGUUAUAUAACAAGUGCUGUAGUCUGAUUAGAUUUUAGUUCAGUUAAACCUGCAGUUGAUGAGGCCCUGUAUGGUGGAACAGGAGGAAAACUUUAGCAGUAAUGUGCAAAAGCAGUAGUCAAAAUUUCCAAGGACUUAAGUUAGACUGAGUGAUCAUUGUCUGGUCUUCUGAACAGCAUUUUGUCUGUAUUUCUCUGCACCUAAAUCACUUCUUGAAUGGAUAAUGAUGUUUUGCGUGCAUGUUGGUUGUAAGAUCACGCUUGUCUAAAUUUUGUUCCUGAUUUAUCAAAGGCUGUUGCAACACUGUAAAUAUUCCAGGGUUUUAUUUACUCACUUAAAAGCAUGUAUUUUGAAGACUGUUAGUACCUAAAAAUAUUUAUUGCGUAGUUUUUUUCAGGUUCAUUGUAAUGGUAUAAUGAGAGAUGUUGUACUUGUGAGUACAUUUGCAGUGCUCGUCCUUCAUUACUUCUUUCAUUUCAUCAAAUUUAAAUGUAAGUCUGUGUUUUAUAAUUUGUAAAUGUUGCUGCAAGACCCCAAAUAAAGAGUAUUUCUAGCUCAGUGAAACACUACAAAUACA
Messenger RNA from Amphiprion ocellaris (clown anemonefish), 3190 nucleotides. RefSeq lists its product as uncharacterized. Bases 98 to 985 code for a protein of 295 amino acids. Gene Ontology annotation, cellular component: membrane. The transcript is spliced from 5 exons. The record is from RefSeq and is a predicted model, not a curated record. Gene Ontology annotation, biological process: regulation of cell differentiation. NCBI's taxonomy places the organism in Eukaryota, Metazoa, Chordata, Actinopteri, Pomacentridae.